GAGUGUUCGAGUGUUCGAUGCCGAUCAACCUUCAAGCGCAAGCUGUGGAUGAAAAUCGCGAGGUUUUCUACAUCCCAAAUUUUGUGACGGAAGAAGAAGAGGGUUAUCUCAUUCGUAAAAUCAAGGACACUCCUCAACAAAGCUGGAAAGGGCUUGCAAAUCGAAGUUCUACUGCUCAAGCUCAUAAUCUUCUAUUGCAUCCCUCAAACCACGUUGCGACAGGAGGACAAUUGACAGGCAAAAAUGUUUUGUUGUCGCAGCCCCUUCCCCCAUUUGUUGAAGUAUACCCUAACAUUGUAAAUCGCUUACAAUCUACUGGUGUAUUCCGUGCUUCCACUCAUGGAGCGCCCAAUCAUAUCAUCGUCAACGAAUAUCUACCAGGGCAAGGAAUUAUGCCUCACCAGGAUGGUCCGGCAUACCACCCAGUUGUCGCUACUAUAUCUCUAGGAACCCACACGGCAUUUCAUUACUACAAGUAUAUGACGGGAAGUCAAGGUCAAAACGCUACCGAACCUAGGUCUGAGGACGUGGCACGAAUUAUAGAUCCCACUCCGGUUAUGUCCGUUCUUUUAGAACCCCGCAGUGUCGUUAUAACUUCUGGAUCACUGUAUACAUCACAUCUUCAUGGGCAAAUUGUUGAUCAUUUUACUGCUGGGUUUGACGAUUUACAUCCCCCGAAAUUCGCUGACUUUGAUGUUACUGUUGCAAAUUGGAGGCUUCUGGGUGGAAGGGAUGCGAAAGAUGCUGUAAUCAAUGGUGGUCAUCUUGAGCGGGGUAUAAGAUAUAGCCUGACCUGCCGUGAUGUCGAAAAGGUGGCGAACAGUGCGUUACUGGGACGGUGA
Molecule: messenger RNA, 842 nt
Organism: Lentinula edodes (shiitake mushroom)
Lineage: Eukaryota; Fungi; Basidiomycota; Agaricomycetes; Agaricales; Omphalotaceae
Exons: 9
Coding region: 18-842 (274 amino acids)
Source: RefSeq, a predicted model, not a curated record